This is a messenger RNA of Nematolebias whitei (Rio pearlfish), 1366 nucleotides long. RefSeq names its product protocadherin beta-1-like. Gene Ontology annotation, molecular function: calcium ion binding. Lineage: Eukaryota; Metazoa; Chordata; Actinopteri; Cyprinodontiformes; Rivulidae. Gene Ontology annotation, cellular component: plasma membrane. The record is from RefSeq and is a predicted model, not a curated record. The transcript is spliced from 3 exons. Gene Ontology annotation, biological process: homophilic cell-cell adhesion. The coding region runs from base 104 to 1366 and encodes 420 amino acids.
AAAAAAAGAGUUGUGAGUGAGAUUACUGAACGUUGAUGCAUUUUAUGACUCGGGAUGAAAAAAUAGAUUGUGGAUCUUCACAAAAAAAGCUUUGAACAGAACAAUGGACAGACGGAUGCUGCUGUGUGUUGCCCUCCUUUUCUUUGACUCGGCAAACGGACAAGUCAGCUACACCAUGCCAGAAGAAAUGGACAAAGGAUCUUUAGUUGGGGAUAUAGCUCAUGAUUUAGGUUUGGAUACUAAACGUUUUAUCUCAGGUAAGGCUCGGAUUUAUACCCGGAACAGUGAGGAGUACAUGGAGCUGAGCAGAGACAGAGGAGUCCUCCUCGUUAAAGAACGGAUUGACAGAGAGGCGCUCUGCAAACAGACGACGCCCUGUGCUUUACACUUCCAGAUCAUUUUAGAGAACCCAAUGGAGUUUUACAGCAUCACAGUCCAGAUCACAGAUAUUAAUGAUAAUCCUCCUACAUUCGAGAGAGAAAAAACUGAAUUUAAAAUCAGCGAGUCAGCAGUGAUCGGAUCCAAAUUUGUGCUGGAAAAAGCCGCAGAUCUAGAUGUUGGAAUAAACGAUCUUCAGAAGUAUGAACUGAAACCAACAGAUAAUUUUGCUUUGAAGCUGCAGAAUAAUGCUGAUGGGCUUAAACAUGUAGAGAUGGUGUUACAGAAGGCUUUAGACAGAGAGAAGCAGGAGCAGAUCAACCUGGUGUUAACAGCUGUAGAUGGAGGAGAGCCGCAGAUGUCAGGAACAAUGCAGAUUGUUAUUACAGUCUUAGAUGCAAAUGAUAAUGCUCCUGUUUUUACACAGAAACAAUACAAAGCUACAGUUGCUGAAAAUUCACCUAAAGGAACCGUUGUUGCUACAGUUACAGCUUCAGAUGCAGAUGAAGGUGUUAACAGUAAAAUUACUUAUUCAAUAACAAACACUCUUGAUGAUGUAAGAAAACUAUUUAUGAUAAAUAACAGAAAUGGUGAAAUUACAUUAAUUGGAAAUAUUGACUUUGAAGAAUCACGGAAUUUUCAAAUAGAUAUACGUGCAAGUGAUGACGGAGGUCUCACAGACUCUUGCAAAUUAAUUAUUGAUGUGCAAGACGUGAAUGAUAACAAGCCUGAAAUAAACAUUAUGUCAAAGUCGAAUGUGAUAUCAGAGAAUGCAGAGCCUAACACAGUUGUCACAAUGAUUCAUAUAGAAGACAAAGAUAUUGAAGAGAAUGGAAAAGUGCAAUGUUUUAUAAACGAAAAAGUUGAAUUCACAUUAAAAUCAUCUACAAAUAAUUUCUACAGUUUAGUGACAGACAGGACCAUGCAGAGGAUACAGAGUGACAAGAACCUCCUGGAACAACCUGACUCUCCUCUAGAGUCUACGUGA